CCAAGCGAAGCCACUUCCGGCCUUCCCUGGAGCCUGCCGCAGUUCUCUUCCGGGUGAUGGCGGCUGAGUGCCCCGGAUGUAGCCCUGGCGAAAGCCUCUCUCCCUUUCUUCCCCCGCCUUCCCUGGAUCCUUAGCUUGGGGAAGGCCCCUCUAUCCAGUCAUGCCAAAGAGGAAAGUGACCUUCCAAGGCGUGGGAGAUGAGGAUGAUGAGGAUGAAAUCAGCGUCCCCAAGAAGAAGUUGGUGGAUCCUGUGGCUGGGGCAGGGGGUCCUGGGAGCCGCUUCAAAGGCAAACACUCUUUGGACAGCGAUGAGGAAGAUGAUGAUGAUGAAGGGUCUAGCAAAUAUGACAUCCUGGCCUCAGAGGAUGUAGAAGGUCAGGAAGCAGCCACGCUCCCCAGUGAGGGAGGUGUGCGGAUCACACCCUUCAACCUGCAGGAGGAGAUGGAGGAAGGCCACUUUGAUGCUGAUGGCAACUAUUUCCUGAACCGGGAUGCUCAGAUCCGAGACAGCUGGCUGGACAACAUUGACUGGGUAAAGAUCAGGGAGCGGCCACCUGAUCAGCACCCACCAUCAGACUCAGAGGAGGAGGACAGUCUGGGCCAGACACCAUUGAGCACCCAAGCCCUCCUGGAGGGCCUUCUGGAGCUGCUGUUGCCAAGAGAGACAGUGGCUGGGGCACUGAGGCGUCUAGGGGCCCGAGGAGGAAGCAAAGGGGGCAGCAAGGGGCUGGGGCGGCCCAGUUCUCCUCAGCGCCUAGACCGGCUCUCUGGGUUGGCUGACCAGAUGGUGGCCCAGGGUAACCUCGGAGUAUAUCAAGAGACAAGGGAACGGUUGGCUAUGCGGCUGAAGGGAUUGGGGUGUCGGACCCAGGGACCUCCUGACCCCACACCACCACCCUCUCUGGACAUGUUUGCUGAAGAAGUGGCAGAGGGCGAGCUGGAGACCCCAACCCCUACCCAGAGAGGAGAAGCAGAGUCUUCCGGAGAUGGUCUGGCGGAUGUGAUGUGGGAAUAUAAGUGGGAGAACACGGGGGAUGCUGAGCUGUACGGGCCCUUCACCAGCACCCAGAUGCAGACUUGGGUGAAUGAAGGCUACUUCCCAGAUGGUGUUUAUUGCCGGAAGCUGGACCCUCCUGAUGGACAGUUCUACAACUCCAAACGUAUUGACUUUGACCUCUACACCUGAACCUGAUGAGGGCCCAGUUUGGUGGCCCCUUCUUUCCUGGACUUUGUGGAGGAGGCCCUGGCUGCCUCAGGCAGUGAGGAUAUUGGGGGCCAGUUUUCAGUCAACUUCCUUUUCCCAAUAAAGGCCUUUAGUUGUGUA
Molecule: messenger RNA, 1324 nt
Organism: Camelus dromedarius (Arabian camel)
Lineage: Eukaryota; Metazoa; Chordata; Mammalia; Artiodactyla; Camelidae
Gene: CD2BP2
Product: CD2 cytoplasmic tail binding protein 2
Exons: 7
Coding region: 161-1186 (341 amino acids)
Cellular component (GO): U5 snRNP
Molecular function (GO): protein binding
Source: RefSeq, a predicted model, not a curated record